AUGAGAAUUUACGGAUCCAUUCACCAAGCCUUGAUAUGCACGCUCCUCACAGCUCUGCACACAGGUUGUUGCCGAAAAAACCAUCAGUGUUUACAGAAGUAUGAGAAGACUGAGAACCAUGAGCUGGUUUGCACAGAGUGUCCACAAAUUCCUCUGGUACGAAACAGUCGAUCACCAGAGCACUGUGCCCGCAAGUGUAAAAAAGCAAAGAAAAACUGUAGAGCUUUCAACUUUCAAAGGAACAGCCUGAAAUGCCACUUACUUCCAUUUGACCGCUUUGGCGCCGGUGUGCAGAUGCAGAACAACUGUAACUUCACAUUAUUUGAGAAAAAAGAUUAUAUUAGGGAGUGUGUUACUGGGACUGACAACUAUAGAGGCCGUAGGUCAUGGACCAAGUCCAACAUCACAUGCCAAGCUUGGUCUGAUAACAUCAUCAAUGAGCACACGUUUGAUCCUGAUAAAUACCCAGCCCACGACUUGCGACAAAACUUCUGUCGAAAUCCCAACAACGACCCUGGUGGUCCUUGGUGCUACACCAUUGAUCCAAAUGUACGUGCUGAGGAGUGUGGCUUACCACAAUGUUCAGAGGAGGAAUGUAUGAAGUGUAAUGGAGAGGAUUAUAGAGGAAAAGUAGAUCACACAGAGAAUGGUCGGGAGUGCCAAAGAUGGGACUCAGUUCGUCCGCAUAAACACAUCUACCAGCCUAAAAAGUACCGUGACAAAGACUUAAAGGAUAACUACUGUCGUAACCCAGAUAAUCGCUUGCGUCCCUGGUGUUACACCAUGGAUCCAAAAGUUUCUUGGGAAUACUGUAACAUCACUGUGUGUGACUCAAACUACAGUAAGGAGAGUACUGCUAAUUUGUCAACCUCCUGUGUAGAGGGGAACGGGGAUAAUUACAGGGGAACUACAAAUGUCACUCCAGAUGGUGUGUUCUGUCAGCGUUGGGAUGCACAGUUCCCCCAUCGACACUCUUAUCUGCCUGAGAACUACAAGUGCAAAGAUCUGAGGGAGAAUUACUGCCGUAACCCUGAUGGCUCAGAUCAUCCAUGGUGCUUUACCACAAAUCCAAAUCAGAGAAAAGCAAACUGCACUCAGAUCCCACAGUGUGGCGCUGAAGCCUCUCCAGAAACCGAAUGUUAUGAAGACACCGGAGAGACCUACCAGGGAACAUUAUCUAUCACUCGAUCAGGAAUACCAUGUGCAAAUUGGUCACAGCAUAUAAACAGUGCAGAUUCACACUCUACAAUAUCCCAUGUCUGGUUAGAGAAGAACUACUGCCGAAACCCAGACAGAGACAAGCAUGGCCCCUGGUGUUACACAAACCCAAACACACGCCUGUCCUGGGACUACUGCAAGCUGAAGCAGUGUGAAUCUACGACGGCCGUCCCUCAAGUCAGCUAUGGCGCAAGAGCAAAGGUCUCAUGCUUCGUGCACAUAAACACACGGAUAGUUGGGGGUCAUAAAGUCCGAGGAUCUGAUGGCAGUUGGGUUGUUAGCAUCCAGAGAGAGAACGUUCAUCUGUGUGGAGGCUCUUUGAUCAGAGAGGACUGGAUUCUAACUGAUCAACAGUGUUUCACCUCAUGCAGUGUUCCAGAUCUGAAAGACUACAGUGUGCAGGUUGGGCUGAGGAAGCUCAAUGAGUCCUUUAACCAUCCCAGACUCCGGAUCUCCCAGCUCAUCUGUGGCCCAGAGAAGUCCAACCUUGUCAUGCUAAAAUUAUCAAAUCCUGCUCCUUUGUCUGAGGGUGCAUCCACAAUUCAUCUUCCUGUGAAAGAGUGUCACAUCCCUGAAGGCACAAAUUGUACCAUGUAUGGCUGGGGGGAAACCAAAGGCACAGGGUCUGAUGACACAUUGAACUCAGUCACCAUGCCAUUGGAUGCCAAGAUGUGCUCACAAAUAAAAGGGGAUGCUGGGGACAGCAGAAUAUGUGCGGGAGGCAGAAGAGGAGAGGGGGUGUGUGAUAGGGACUAUGGAGGACCACUGGUCUGUCAAGAGCAUGAACGCAAAGUCAUCAUUGGUCUGCAGACCUACACCAUUGUCAUUUUCCUGGCUUAA
Knipowitschia caucasica is the source of this 2058-nucleotide messenger RNA. The record is from the annotation of a GenBank genome assembly. Lineage: Eukaryota; Metazoa; Chordata; Actinopteri; Gobiiformes; Gobiidae.